This is a messenger RNA of Rotaria sordida, 669 nucleotides long. The record is from the annotation of a GenBank genome assembly. NCBI's taxonomy places the organism in Eukaryota, Metazoa, Rotifera, Eurotatoria, Philodinida, Philodinidae.
AUGGAAACGAUGAUUCUUUUAGCUCAAGACUUGAAUGAUGAUAAUCCAAGUAGUUUUUUACCAUCAUAUUCAUCAGUUAAUAACGAUGGCACGUGCUCGGAAACUACAAGUGGGAAUACUUCAUCGGAACUCUUUCGUUUAUCAUCAGAUGAACAACGAGAUAUGCUUGCAAUUAUUGAUAAUGAACAAAGGAUGCCAAAUUCAACUUUUGAUCAAAAUCCAGGUGUUACAAACAUGAUGAUGCCCCAAGAAACAAUUGAAAAUCAAAAUGUAUUCAUGUAUCAAAUGUAUCCAUCGAUAUUUGAAAUGAUUGAUAUUGCCAUGUCCGUUAAGCAACAACCUAAGGCAAAUAAUCGUAUACGUUAUGAUUGUGAGGGUAUUCGAAAUUUGCAACGCAGUGUAUUAGCUAAAAAUCAAACAUUGGGAAUCGUCACGACGAUAGUAACAAGUACAAAUAAUCCCAAAGGUCAAACAUUUGUUCAUGCUAAUGAUAUUACUUAUCGUGACUCAGAUGCAAUAAAAAUAGCAUAUGGAUGUGUGUUUGUUCCUUUAAGACAAUCUAAUGAUGUAAAAGAAUUUCGACGUCUAUCAAUUUUAUAUCACAAAAAUAUAGUGACUAUACGUUUGAUCUUACACCAUUUGAUACAAAUACGAUGUUUGGAACAAUAG